CGGCAACAAGUAUUGUUCAACAGAGCGACUUUGGUGACUCCAAACCUCCAAACUAAAGACUAAAGUCCCCAAAGUGUUAGUUUAUUUUAUUAUAUUUCAUCCUCUCAGGUAUUAAAAAGCUCCGGUUUCAGCCACGUAUGAAUACAAGCCAGGACAGAGCGCUCGCUGUGAACCGGGUCAGGAGAUGGGGGACCAGCAGCCGGACCAGUUCGGGUCCCUGCAGGAGGAGCUGGAGUUCUGGAAGGACCGGGCCUGCCGGCACCAGCAGAGCGCGGCGGAGGCCCAGGAGGAGCUGACGGAGUUCCAGCAGAUGAGCCGGGACUACGAGGUGGAGCUGGAGACGGAGCUGAAACAGUACGAGGCUCGAAACCGGGAACUGCUGGCUGCCAACGAGCGUUUACGACUGGAGCUGGAAAACUACAAGGACAAGUAUGGGAGCCAGCACUCGGAGGCCUGCCGGCAGAUCUCCAGCCUGGAGGGAGAGCUGGCGGAGACGCAGGCCGUCAGAGAGCAGCUGCAGAAAUACAUCCGGGAGCUGGAGCAGGACAACGACGACCUGGAGAGAACCAAGAGGGCCACCAUCAUGUCCCUGGACGACUUUGAGCAGAGGAUGAACCAGGUGAUAGAGAGAAACGCCUUCCUGGAGAGCGAGCUGGACGAGAAGGAGAACCUGCUGGAGUCGGUCCAGCGGCUGAAGGACGAGGCCAGAGACCUGAGGCAGGAGCUGGCGGUGCAGAGCAAGCAGCAGGUCCCCGGUACGAAUCCGUCGCUCGGCAACGGCGUCAGAGACGCCCCGUCCUCCCCUCGGCCGCCCACACCCCCCCUCACGCCGUCAGACAGCAGGAGAGCGGACAGGACGGCCUCUUCGUCCUCCGACCAGCCUCCUCAUCCUCCUCAUCCUCCUCAUCCUCCUCAUCCUCCGGCCCCCUGGGAGGCCCCGCCCACCCCGCCGCCCUCCGCCAGCAGAGGUGAAAGCGUCUCGGCGACCCCCACCACCACCCCGACCCCCUUCACCACCACGGCAAGGAUCUCGGCUCUGAACAUCGUUGGAGAGCUGCUCAGGAAAGUCGGGAGCCUGGAGUCCAAGCUGGCGUCGUGCCGGGAGUUUGUCCAGGACCGCAGAGGUCUGGCCAGCAGAGCGGCGCCGGCGGGCCCUAACGGCCCCACCGGGCCCACCGGGCCCCCGGAGGGCCACGCCGCCAACGGCCUCUUCAAACAGGGUUUGGUCCAGAGGUUGGACUUCGCUGCCGGACCCAAGCUGCUGCUCUGAAGACGUCCCGCCCUCCGGUCUCCGUCUCCGUCCAGCCUCGGGGCCCCUC
Cololabis saira (Pacific saury) is the source of this 1319-nucleotide messenger RNA. RefSeq names its product nuclear distribution protein nudE homolog 1-like. Gene Ontology annotation, biological process: cell migration; microtubule nucleation; centrosome localization. Bases 185 to 1270 code for a protein of 361 amino acids. Gene Ontology annotation, cellular component: kinetochore; centrosome; kinesin complex. The transcript has 9 exons. Gene Ontology annotation, molecular function: microtubule binding. The record is from RefSeq and is a predicted model, not a curated record. NCBI's taxonomy places the organism in Eukaryota, Metazoa, Chordata, Actinopteri, Beloniformes, Belonidae.